Messenger RNA from Stomoxys calcitrans (stable fly), 2661 nucleotides. RefSeq names its product E3 UFM1-protein ligase 1 homolog (gene Ufl1). Gene Ontology annotation, molecular function: UFM1 ligase activity. Gene Ontology annotation, cellular component: endoplasmic reticulum membrane. Bases 131 to 2485 code for a protein of 784 amino acids. The record is from RefSeq and is a predicted model, not a curated record. The transcript is spliced from 7 exons. Lineage: Eukaryota; Metazoa; Arthropoda; Insecta; Diptera; Muscidae. Gene Ontology annotation, biological process: regulation of proteasomal ubiquitin-dependent protein catabolic process; response to endoplasmic reticulum stress; protein K69-linked ufmylation.
UUGUUAUUUAUCUCAUUGCAAGUGGAGGUUUCAAUUUAAUCCCACUGGAAAUUUUAGGAAAAAAAGAACAUUUGUUUGUUUUAUUGCCAUAGAAUUUAUUUAUUUUUGUUGAAGCUUUACCCGAAACAUCAUGACAUCGGAUUGGGAUGAAGUUAAACGUUUGGCAGCAGAUUUUCAAAAAGCUCAGCUAACAUCCACACUUCAGAAAUUAUCCGAACAUAAUUGCGUAGAAAUUGUUACUCUUCUGUUGGAGAAAAAGUUGUUGGAAGUUAUUUUUACCAAUGAUGGUAAAGAGUACAUAACACCGGAUCAUUUGGAGAAGGAAGUGCAGGAUGAGUUGUAUGUUAAUGGGGGUAGAGUUAAUCUGGUGGAAGUCAGCAAGAACUUAAAUGUGGAUUUGACUAGGAUCGAAGAUGUUGCCAAGAAAAUUGCUGCGGAAACCCCCAGUAUCCAUUUUAUAUUGGGCCAAUUGAUUGAUGAGGAUUACAUUACCUAUAUAGCCCAGGAAAUCAAUGAAAAGCUCAGCCAAAGAGGAGAGAUCUCAGUCAACGAUUUAACCGAACAGUUUGAUCUUCCUUCGGACUUUUUACAAAAAGAUGUUUUAGAAAAACAUUUGGGUAAAAUUAUCAAGGGCCGCCAAGAUCCCUCAAAUCCCAGGGUCUUCUUUACCCAGGCCUAUCUACAGAGAUGUAAGGCAAAAAUACGUGGUGCCUUGGCAGCCAUCACCAGGCCCACCAAUGUUUCGGUGAUCUUGCAACAAACCAAUAUACAACAGAAGAUAUUCCAUACGCUGGUGGAUGAAAUAAGUCCAGCCGGCCAGGUCACCUCUAAGCUGGCCAACGCACAGUAUAUACCGCAUAUUUAUGCCAAAAUGCAAUCGGAUUGGGUUAAUAACUUCUAUCGACAGAAUGGCUUUCUGGAAUAUGAUGCCAUACAAAAACUGGGCAUUACCAAUGCCAAACAGUUUAUCAACAAACAAUUUCCCGAUGAAGAGUUGAUGUAUCUGAAACGUUGUGCUGUAAGUUCAAAACUGAUUGAAUUGACGGUGUUGCCUGCUUUGUCAGCUGCCAAGCAAUUUAUAGACUUGUCCUCACUGUUGCCCUCGAAUAUGUCGUCCUCGGACCGGGAAGAACUGUUUGAGGCCAUUAUGAGCCAACACAGUUCAGUGUUGGCUAACUUUGUACUGAUUGGUUCUAAUUCGGGGUCUUCUGUGGUCUUUACUCCACAAUAUUUGGAGGAACUUACCCAACCUUGCCGUGAAUUGGCUUGUGCCAAAGCAAAGAGUUCUGUAGACAGUGGAAGUUAUCAGCAAUAUAUAGCCACCAAGCAAAUAUCUAGUAAAUCAGGUCAACGAAGAGGAGACGAUGAUGAUGACGAUAAGCUGGAUAAACGUGAUGAACGACGCAAGAAAGCCGCCUCCGGCAAAGCAGGUGGGGGAGCUCAAGGGCGGGAGACAAAAACCAAAUCCACAAAGAAGCAUCCUCGUGGAGGCAAAAAGGGAGGAAAGAAUGAAUUUGAUAGUGAUGACGAGGAUAUGGGAACAACUGCAAAUAGCAGCAGUUCUAAGAAACAGUACGAACUGAUAACCAUAGCAGAUCUGGUAAAGGUUUUGGAUAAGGAAACCUCUGCCUUGGGUAUAGAUGAAUUGAAUGAAGACAUUGCGGGCAUGUAUCACGAGCAACUUAAUCAAUUGGCUUUGGCCAAAGCUCAAGAGUUGUAUGAAAUCACCCUGCAGAAAAGUGCCGCCGGCAGUGGACAAUCUCAUGCCGCUGUACAAGAGAAAAUCAAUACUUUAUUGGUGGAUUUGAGAUUAUACGAAAAGGGACUAAAGCUCUUCCCAGCCAAUGCUCAACAAGACUUGAUGAAAUAUCUACUCAAAUCCUUGGGCAAUGAUAUUAGCAAUGAACUAAUACUCUAUGUGGCAAAUGAAUGCCAAAUUGAGGUGAAGAAUCCCAAUUUGAAUGUUGAUCAACGCAACAAAUUGGCUCAAGAAUGUGGUGGAGAUUACAAACCCGUUCUCUUGGAACUCAAUAAGGCUUUGAACAAAACCAUAGACGAAUUUGUUUUGGCCACCGAAAAUGCCCUCAAAAUAUGCAGCAUGAUUGUUAAGAAAGUCGACAAGAAAAAGGAUCGCCAAUUAAUAAUACAACAUCGCGAAAAAUUGCUAGAACAAUUGCAACAAUGCUCAGAGCCGGCCUUAAUACUGCAUUUAACCACAUUGGUCUUGUUCACCACCAUUACAGGAUACAUUUUACAUGCUAGCGGUAAAUUUGUCUCACAAAUUCUGGCAUUUAUCAAUUCCUCAAUGACUGAUGAGCAUAAUAAGCUUUUGACGAAAUAUCAUGAUUUGGUUAUAAGCGUCCUACGUUUAGCUAACGACUCUGCUGAAUACACUACGGCUACCGCUGAAUUGACAGAUUUGGAACCUAAAAUCAAACAACUGGCUUCUUCGUUCGAGAAACCAGGUGUUUCGAAAUCCGAAUAACUUCUCUGGAAUUCCAUUUAAAUGUUUUGGUUUUUUUUUUAUUGAUGUACAUAAUAUCAUUGUAACACUAGAGUUGUUAUUUUGCUUCAUAAUUUCGUCAUACUGUUUAAAAUUUAUUCAUAUUUUUAUUAAAUUAAAGCAAAUAAAGGUUCAUAGCAUGAAACAAAGAGAGAAUG